AGUAUGGUUCUUAAUUUUUCAUGGGGGAAAAAAAUAAUUUACAUUUUUUUUAAUAAACCAUAUAAUCUGUACUGAGAUUGACGUCCCCUAAUUUCAUCCGGCUUCUCCCUGGUCUGCACUCAGAAAGAUUUGGAUGUUAAAAUGGACACAACCAUUUGCAGUAAUUGUUGGUUUCUCUUCCAUAUUUCAGCUCGAAAUAGAAAGGGUUUGUGUUUGAAACUAUGACCCAUGCUGAACUGUCAAAAGCCUAAAAAACAGCAAAGAAAAAUGUUGUGGUUCUUCAGCUCAGGUGUGUCGUUUGUAUUACUUUGGUGUCAGUCCAUGAAUGUGAAGAGGAAUCAAUUAAAAACAGGUUUUAUGUGUUUCCACCUUGAAUAUGAAAGUUGUAAAACUCAGUUUGAUGAGCACUGUGUGUAGGCGUCACAUCAUUGUUCUCCACUCUUCUCUGUUAUCAGCAUCAGGUCUGUGGAGAUAUAAAAGGUAACCCCGACAACCAUCCGGCAGAUCCAGAGACCAUGGAGAGAGCAAGCAUCUUUGUUCUGUGCGUCUGUCUGGGCGUUCUUUUACUGGACCACACUGAGGCAACAAAUACAACCACAGGCAGCUACUCAAACGUUACAGACACGACAGAGUCAGCAAAUGACACCCAACCCUCAGGUACCGCCGGGUCCACAGAGACCACGCCCCUGGUCAACCACAGCACUGGCCCGACAACCUCCGGCUUCCACAGCACCCAAGAUCCGCCUCCAGGCUCCUCUGUCUUCCCUUCAGGCUAUCCUCAAACAAACGCACCGACCUCAGAGCCGACCGGGACCUCCACAGUUGGGCAGGACGCUAGUACCUCAACACCCCCGGCAGCCUCCACGCCACCGGGCAGUUCCUCCUGCACGCCAGGAGGCUGCGGCCCAUUGCUGCUGUGCGCCGUCUGCAUGCUGCUGCUCUCCUGUAUGGACUGAAUCUGUGUGGCUGCAAAGUAAAGGAGAAAAAAAUCAAAAUUUCUGUUCAUUUUUUGGAAAAAAAAAUCAUAAAAAUUUAUUUGAAGCUUUCUGACAACAUGAAUGAUUGAAAACAGCUAAAUCGCCCGUCAGCGACACCAGCUAGCUUUCUAAUGUUAGCAGUUGUCGUUGGUCACAUCAGAUGUUCACCACAGCAUGAAGAAAUCUCCUACAAACUAUACAUUUUUUAAAAAAAGUCACAGGAGAUCAGACUGUGAACUCUUUAACACCAGAGCCUCAGCUGCAGCAAUGACGCUCUUUAAAUUACUGUAACUUAUUAACUAUUUAUGCUGCGCUUUCCAUUAAAGCCACUUUUCUCCACAGAUUUACGUUGAUCUCAUAAGUGGUCAAAGAGCGUGUUAUUUAGUUGUCGUCGGCAACAUCUUCGAUGUUAAAGAGUUAAUACCAGAGGUGUCGGCGGCGACAUGAAAUAAUACACAUUUUUUAAACUACUGUAAUUCUUUGAUGGUUUACGCCAGGGGUGCCCAAACUGAAGUGGGGCUGGGGACAGCUGAUAAAAGACAUGUAAAUAUCACAGGAUGAGUCUAAACUCAAACAUUUAAUGUUUUCCAGAAAGCCACACAUAACCAGAUUGGAGAAAAGAUUGCAGAAUAGUGGAAUACAUUCUAUGUGGGUCUCGAUCGCCCGGCCACAGUGAAAAAAAAAAAGAAAAAAACAAAAAACAUCAUGCAUUGCUGAUAGUGUUCAGGGGGCUGGGCCAAAUGUGGAGGCGGGCCGGCCGUAAGUGGAGAACCCUAGUUAAUUUAAUUCAAUUCCGAUGGGUUCUGAGGGGAGGAGAACAGCCGCUAAAAUGUAGCACUUUGCAGCGGUGAGGUUUCUGCGGAAUCAAAGUAAAUCAACUGGUUUUGAGAUGGAGAAAAACAGUUCUGUACCAAAAUGUAAAACUUUACAUCAGAAUCAGCCAAGAGGCUGCAGACAACAACAUGACCCCCGAAGAUCCAAAGUCCAAAAGCGGUUUACGCUUUUCCCCUAGAAAAACACAAGAACUGGGUUACAGUGAGGAUUACGGUUAGACUUAAGGAUUAGGAUAUGGGUAAUGAAUCUUCUAGUAUAGAUACGCAGACUUCAAGCUACAGCUGCAAUAUUUCUGCUUCCUGCAAAUGAUGAGUUUCAGGUUGUGUUUGGACGCCAUCUUUCCUGCAGGUCCUUCUGGAAUCCGCGGACUUACAUGAACUGUGUAAACAGUUGAAGAGUUACGAAAAGGUUUUAGAUAUUGCCAGAUAUUGCACUCUUCAAACUACCACUGCUACUUGACCGUUUACAAAAUUAGCCUAGUUCCAAUGGAUUCUCCGAUAUCGGUCCAAAGCUGCUUUCUCAGUUUCAGAAUCUGUUGUAGAGACUAUUUUUUUUGUUC
Messenger RNA from Oryzias melastigma (Indian medaka), 2370 nucleotides. Its product is annotated as putative protein TPRXL. NCBI's taxonomy places the organism in Eukaryota, Metazoa, Chordata, Actinopteri, Beloniformes, Adrianichthyidae. The transcript has 2 exons. Bases 516 to 956 code for a protein of 146 amino acids. The record is from RefSeq and is a predicted model, not a curated record.